Spodoptera littoralis (African cotton leafworm) is the source of this 2118-nucleotide messenger RNA. Lineage: Eukaryota; Metazoa; Arthropoda; Insecta; Lepidoptera; Noctuidae. The record is from the annotation of a GenBank genome assembly.
AUGGCGUUACCAUUGUGCACCAGAUUAAGACUAAGGACUAACUGUCUUCGAGAGAUAACAAUAUUGACAAUAUUAUGGUGGAGUUUAAGUUCAACAUCAGUAGCAUCAGCUUCACUUAACUUACCGACCUCCAAAAACAUAGAUUUAGCACCAUCCCAGAAUGAGAGCGUGGCUGAAGUACUAUUUCAUUGGGAAGACUAUAGCGUGCUGGCCGCUAUGCUGAUAAUUUCCUGCCUGAUUGGUGUAUUUUACGGAUAUUUUGGUGAAAAGCAAACAACAGGAGAUGAUUUCUUACUUGGUGGCUCGUCGAUGGGCACAUUUCCUAUGGCGUUAAGUCUUGCAGCAAGUUUCAUCACAGCCAUCGAGUUGUUAGGCAACCCAGCAGAAAUGUACAUGGCAGGUGCCCAGUUCUGGAUGAUUUGUGUCGCCUUUGUACUGGUCGUGCCUAUUGCAAGUCAUCUCUACCUGCCGGUGUUCAUGAGGCUGCGGUUGACGUCAUGUUACGAAUAUUUGGAAGUGAGAUUCUGCAAGUCCAUCCGUGUGUAUGCAAGUGCGUUAUAUCUAAUGCAGAUGAUUCUGUACACGGCCGUCGCGGUAUACGCGCCGGCUCUAGCCCUCUCCGAUGUUACUGGAUUGAAUACCUACUUGGCUGUGUCUCUGGUGUACGUGGUAUGCAUAUUCUACGCAACACAGGGUGGCAUGAAAGCAGUAAUCAUGACGGACUCUUUUCAAUCAGCUGUUUUAAUCGGUUCUUUGGCAGCAGUACUAGCAAUGUCUUCGACACAAGUUGGUGGAUUCGACAUAGUCUGGGAUCACGCCUGGCGGACAGAUAGGCUACAUUUUUUUGACAUGGAUCCCGACCCUACUGUCCGUCAUUCAUUUUGGUCGGUGGUCAUAGGCGGAACCAUGUACUGGGUCAGCAUGUUCUGCGCGAACCAGGCUUCAGUACAGAAGUACUUGUCGGUGGAACGUGUAGCACAAGUUCGAGUGGCUCUCUGGGUGUCAGCCAUCGGCCUGAUCGCCGUCUACUCAGUAAAUUUCAUCACCGGUGCCGUCCUUGCUGUUCAUUACGCUGACUGUGAUCCGAUUCAGGCUGGAGUUAUCAACGCAUCUGACCGUCUUCUGCCACUUUACGUCGUGAAGCAGCUAGGAGGCUCGCGUGGAAUACCAGGCUUCUUUGUCGCAGGAAUCUUCGCAGCCAGUCUCGGAACUGUAGCAUCGGCACUGAACUCGCUAGCUGCUAUAUUAUGUCAAGAUCUUGCUACCGGACUUCUUGGAAUAACGCUGCCAGAACACAGAGGAGCAGCAAUAGCUCGCUGGGUGUGCCUGGCUUGUGGUCUGGUGUCUUUUGGACUGGUGUUUGCAGUGGAACGACUCGGACCAGUACUGCAACUAGCACUCUCCUUCAAUGGGAUGGCGGGUGGUGUCGCCCUAGGACUGUUCACACUUGGCAUGUUCUUUCCGUGGGCUAAUGCUAAGGGAGCCGUAGCAGGCGGUGUGUUUGGUCUAGUGGUUGUGGUAGCGGCGGGCGGAGGUGCUCAACUGGCUCAGCUUUCGAUGCCCCGACUACCUGCCUCUACAAGUGGCUGUGUAGCGCCCUACAACAUGACUACGCACAUGACUGUAAACCCAGAUGAAAAUCACGAUGACGCAGUUUUUUGGCUGUUCCGAGUGUCAUAUCUCUGGUACUCCGGAUUAGGAUGUGCAGCUACGUUAGUGGCUGGGUUGAUCGUGUCGGUUCUGACCGGUGUCACAGACCCAGCGCAAGUACCCAUAGAUCUGAUAUCACCACCGAUCGUUACACUACUCAAUUCGCUGCCUAAAAGAUUUAAGCGAGUUUUAAGAGUACCAACUCGGCUUGGUUCGGAGCGUCGGCGUAGUUCGAGUGUCCGUCCACCUGGAGUAGCUGACGACAAAGAUACCCGACGUCGACGCCGCCUGUCGGAAAUGGCUGGAGGAGUGUUUUACAGCGACACUCCCACACUCACAAGGGGCUACGACAACUUCGCUCUUGGUCUCGACCCAGAAAAGCCCCCACCAGAUGACCGUACCAAGUCCAAUAGUAUUAAAUUUGAUCCUUCUUCAGAUAAUCAUCUGCCUGAAACAUCGACUUGUUGA